AUGGAUAUCGAAAUUAAUUAACUAUAAUAUAAUAAUCAAUAAGGAGAGGAGUUUAAGUAAGCUGAAGAAUAAAUAAUUGAAUAGGAUCAUAGAAAAUAUUCUAGUGAUGAAGAAGAGGAAGAUGAUGAAGAUAUCAUAUAAAAAUAAAAAAACGAAUCUAUCAAAGAUGAGAAUACUACAUAAAUAAGCAAUUAAGAUGGAGGAGAUGGCUAAAAAUAAAAGAAGAAGAAGAAAAAGAAAAGAAAAAGAGACUUACCUGAAGAGGAGGAAACUGAUUAUGAAGUAGAUAUUGUCAAAAAAGCUAAAACAUCAAAAUUAUUACUUUGUGAAGCAAUUCAAGAUCAUUUAAGAUAAAGAUAUGCAUUAAUAGAAGCCAACCCUUGGUUAUUAAUUGUAUCUGAUAUACCAAGAAUGAUUACAGAUAUUGAAAUUAAGGAGUUCUUCAAUAUUCUAAUUUCUAAAUUAAGACCAGAACUAGCUGAACCCUCACCUGUUGUAAAAGUAGAUGUUAUGACCAAUGGAUAAUUUGCUACUAUGCAUAUGAGUUGUAAAUUGGCCAAAAGCUUUGCUCUUACUUUAAGGGGUGUUGAAUUCUAAAAAUGCAAAUUGAUGAUAGAAAAACCCAAGCAAUACUUUUUUAGGAUGUAUAUGGAGAAAUAAUAAAAUGAUGAUGUUAUGGUAGAUGUAGAUGAUGGUGCUUUGUAGCAAAUGCAAAUGAAUAAAAUUUAUAUGGGUGGUUUGCCUACUUAUUUAAAAGACAUAGAUGUUAGAAAAUUAUGUGAAACCUUUGGCAAAUUAAAAUACUUUAAUGUAGCAAAACAAUAAAAUGAAAAUAAAGAGCAAGUUUCUAAAGGUUACUGUUUUUUUGAAUACGAAGAUCCAAAUAUCACUGAGAAAGCUAUUAAAGCACUUAAUGGUCUACCUUGUGGUGAUAGAAAGUUAAAAGUUUCUAGAGUCACAAAAGAUCAAAAUAAACUUGCAAAUACACAAUAAAUUUAAAGUGAAAAAAACAAAUUAGCUCCUUCUAAUAAUAGUGGUAGUUUUCUAGGAGGUUCUGAUUUAAUUAGAAAAGACGAAUUUUAAAAGUUAUUAACUAUUCCGGAAUUUACUUCUCUUCCAAGUAGAGUUAUUCAAUUAUUAAAUAUGGUGUCAAUUGAAGAUCUAUUUGAAGAUGACAUUGUAGAUGAUUUAUAUUAAGAUGUUAUGACAGAAUGCGAGAAAAUAGGACCAGUUGAGAAAAUAGAAAUCCCAAAGCCAUGCAAAACUACAGGCAUAUGCCCUCCAUGCAUAGGAAAAGUUUUUGUUAAAUUUAAAUAUAUGUUGAAGGCAAAGAAGGCAAGAUAUAGUUUGAAUGGAAGAACAUAUAAUCGUAGAACAGUAAUAGCUUCAUUUUAUCCUGAGGAUAAGUUUGAUCGCAAAGAUUUUCUUGUUUCUAUUUUGUGA
Molecule: messenger RNA, 1443 nt
Organism: Tetrahymena thermophila SB210
Lineage: Eukaryota; Ciliophora; Oligohymenophorea; Hymenostomatida; Tetrahymenidae
Product: U2 snRNP auxilliary splicing factor
Exons: 4
Cellular component (GO): U2-type prespliceosome; U2AF complex; commitment complex
Molecular function (GO): poly-pyrimidine tract binding; pre-mRNA 3'-splice site binding
Source: RefSeq, a predicted model, not a curated record